Trematosphaeria pertusa is the source of this 1058-nucleotide messenger RNA. RefSeq lists its product as uncharacterized. Gene Ontology annotation, cellular component: nucleolar ribonuclease P complex; ribonuclease MRP complex; cytosol. Lineage: Eukaryota; Fungi; Ascomycota; Dothideomycetes; Pleosporales; Trematosphaeriaceae. The record is from RefSeq and is a predicted model, not a curated record. The coding region runs from base 65 to 844 and encodes 259 amino acids. Gene Ontology annotation, molecular function: ribonuclease MRP activity. The transcript is spliced from 3 exons. Gene Ontology annotation, biological process: rRNA processing; tRNA processing; nuclear-transcribed mRNA catabolic process, RNase MRP-dependent.
AAACUUUGGAGGCAGCUGCCAGGCCGGGAUCUACAGCACAGCUGUGCUGGCCAGCAGCAACGCCAUGGCCCCACCUACCAAAAAGAACCCGAAGCCACUCUUCAAGACCGGAGUGCCCUUUACAGAGACGACCUGGCCGAGACUCUCAUCAGUCGACCAAGACAACAUUCUUGAUCUCCUGUGCAGCCUCUUAGAGCCCCUUGGAGACCAUAGGAGAACUCAUAUCUACCCCUCUAAAGGCCGAAAGCGAAAGCGAAAGACAAAACCCAAAUCCGAACCAGCUCCAAAUAAUGGCUCAACUGAGGAAGAUGCUCCAAUGCAAGAAGCCCCACCGCCGCCUCCAGCAAUCGGCACCCACAUUCUCAUCGGGCUCAACAGCGUAACCCGACAUCUCGAAGCCCUAGCUGCACAGUCCGCACCAGCAACUAUGCCAGCGUCAGAGAAAGAGAACCGAGCUUCCGGCCCAGACACCAGGCCUUCUUCCACUGAGCCCACCCAGGAAAUUACAUUGAAGCCGUUAAGCAUCGUCGUAAUCACACACAACCACCCCCCAGCCUCCCUCCCCCACGCACACAUCCCGGCCCUUCUACAUCUAUCCACCCUCUCAUCGCCCUCUAGCACACCAACGCGCCCGAUUGCUGUACCUCUAGGCUAUGAACCGCGUCUCGCCUCCGUACUCCACAUCCCACACGUCGGCGCGAUCGGGAUCAUGGCAGGCGCGCCAGGAGCGAGAGCACUGGAGGACUAUGUCCGAGAGCAUGUGGGCGUUACGGAGUGCAGGUGGAUCGAAGAGGCUAUGGAUGCUGAGUGGAAAGGUGUGAACAUAGAGACGCAAAAGGGAUGAAACUGCUCCGAGAAGAGGAAAGCACCGACCUUGGAACAUCGCGCUUAUCGAGGGGCGAAGAAGGGAACUUGGGCUGGUAAAACGGCCCUGCACAGCAUCUCAAGUAGUCCUUAGCGAUACUCUCAUGAACAGAAGGGCGAAUUAGGAUCCAGUCCUGAAGAGAUUCAAAGCCAUCUCGGUCGUCGCGUCUGACAAAGAUGACCUCGAAUUCUUC